AUGUUUCGUAAUAAGUUGCCUGUCUUCGGCUUCAUAGAAUUUGGAACUGUCUCUCUCACUCGAACACUUCUACUCCGGAAGAAGAGUGAAAGGCUGGCCACCAAACAAAUAAUAAUUAGCAAUGACCAAAAAUAUCUCAAGGGACCGUCACGUGGCCGUCUUACCGUUCCCUUUCUCCAGCCACGCCGGCCGCCUCCUCACCCUCGUCCGCCGCCUCGCCGCCGCCGCCCCCAACGUCACUUUCUCCUUCUACAGCACCGCUAAAUCCAUCGAGUCCUUGUUCUCGCCGGCGGAGAGAGUCCCCGGCAACGUGAGGCCGUACGCGGUGCCGGACGGGGUGCCGGAGGGGCAUGUGUUCUCCGGGGAGCCCGUGGAGCACAUUAACUUGUACCUUACGGCGGUGGGGGAGGGGGAGAGCCUCAGGGGAGUGUUGAAGGCGGCCGAGGUGGAGACAGGGCGGAGGAUCGGGUGUGUUAUGUCAGAUGCGUUUAUGUGGUUCGCCGGCGAUUUGGCGGAGGAGAUGGGGGUCCCGUGGGUCCCGCUCAUGACCGGGGGUGCUAACUCUAUCACUGCGCAUUUUUACACCGAUCUGAUCAGGGAAACUGUUGGAAUGCAUGACAUUGUUGGCAGGGGCAACGACAUUGUGAAAUUUAUCCCAGGAUUCUCGGAGCUACGCCUCGGGGACUUGCCUACGGGAGUCCUGUUCGGGAACUUGGAAUCUCCGUUCGCAAUCAUGCUACACAAAAUGGGGCGGGCUCUGCCCAAAGCAACGGCCAUUGCUAUCAACUCCUUCGAAGAACUAGACCCUGAUAUCAUCCAAGAUCUCAAGUCCAAGUUUAAAAUGAUUCUCAACGUCAGCCCAUUUAGCGCAAUAUCGUUGCCUUCAUCACCGCCGCCGCCGCCCUCCUCGUACACGGAUGAGUACGGAUGCAUCCCGUGGUUGGACAACUGCAAAGCCGCCUCGGUCGCCUAUAUCGGCUUUGGAACUUUAGCUACACCACCACCGGUUGAGAUUGCGGCAUUAGCUGAAGCAUUAGAAGCUAGCGGCACUCCGUUUCUCUGGUCUCUGAAAGAUAAUUUCAAAAAGUUUUUCCCGGAAGGAUUCAUUAAGAGAACUGGCGAGCGAGGGAAAAUCGUGCCGUGGGCACCUCAGGAACAAGUUCUGGCACAUGGUUCUGUAGGAGUCUUCGUGACUCACUGCGGGUGGAACUCGGCACUGGAGAGCGUCGUGGCGGGUGUGCCGCUUAUAGGGAGGCCGUUCUUCGGCGAUCAUCAGCUAAACGCGUGGAUGGUGGAAAACGUGUGGAAAAUUGGUGUGAGGGUGGAGGGGGGAGUUUUCACAAAGAGUGGCACAAUGUCUGCCCUUGAACUGGUUUUGACUCAUGAAAAGGGGAAGGAACUGAGGGCGCGAGUUGAAAUGUUUAAAAAGCUUGCGUUGAAGGCUAUCGGACCCGAAGGGAGCUCAACUCGCAAUCUCCAUACUUUGUUGGAGAUAGUAGCAGGGUACAAUCUUUAGAAAUGCUAAUUCGCCGGCGAAUAAAGAUGGGUGUAAUCUGAACAUCAAAUGCGUGUGUCUCCGUAUGUGGUACUCGUUAUAAAAUGGGUGAACGUUGCCCACCUUCCUAUUGGUUACUACUCACUCAUGAAACUUUCCUUUGUUAUAAACUAUGAUUGAAUUUUAAAGAUAAAUCCAAACAUUUACUUAUUUA
Messenger RNA from Rhododendron vialii, 1709 nucleotides. Its product is annotated as anthocyanidin 3-O-galactosyltransferase 3GT1. The transcript is spliced from 3 exons. Bases 122 to 1516 code for a protein of 464 amino acids. NCBI's taxonomy places the organism in Eukaryota, Viridiplantae, Streptophyta, Magnoliopsida, Ericales, Ericaceae. The record is from RefSeq and is a predicted model, not a curated record. Gene Ontology annotation, molecular function: UDP-glycosyltransferase activity.